AUGGCUAUGGGCGAGGCAGAAGCUCUCGAAAUGGGACACAUAACUACUCCGAUGUCGAUUCGCUCCCUCGCGUUGGUCGAGUCGGAGGGCUCUAUCCCAGAAAUCAUCCAAUUACAAAAGCCAUGGCUCUACAAACGACAUUUGACAAAUGGAAAUCCCUCCCCAUCGCAGGCGAGGCACAAUCGCUUCCACCAGUGGCGGCUGCAAGACAAGCUCAAAACCGGCAACGGAGCCAUCGUUGUCUGCCUAAAUCUAGAUGUAGACCCUCCGGACGUUGUCAAAACCCAGCCAUGCGCCGUCCUCGAAGGUUGGGUUGACCCUCGAAAGCUAGGUUCGGCCAAAGCGCUCGAAGCGAUCGGCAAAAACCUAUGCCAACAGUUCCAGAGCUUGAACCCUCGUAUCAAGUACAAACCCUUCCUCGACCCAUCCAUCGACGAGGCCCGUCGUUUCUGCGUCAAUCUGCGCAAGACGGCAAAGGACGAACGCCUAUGUUUCUACUACAACGGGCAUGGCGUGCCGAAACCGACGAGUUCAGGAGAGCUCUGGGUCUUUAACAAGACAUACUCUCAGUAUAUACCCGUAUCCCUCUAUGAUCUUCAAACGUGGCUCGGUAGUCCUGUCGUUUACGUGUGGGACUGCUCAGCGGCAGGCAACUUGGUCACCAACUUUAUCAAAUACGCCAAGAAACGAGACGAAGAGUCGGUAGCGAGACAUGGUGGACAUUUGGAUGGAAGUCCGCCCCACUCGUCUGCGAUUCAGCUCGCGGCUUGCCUUGCAACCGAAACUCUCCCAAUGGCACCUGACAUGCCAGCCGAUAUGUUCACAUCUUGUCUCACCUCACCAAUAGAGAUGGCCUUGCGCUUCUACUAUUUGCACCAAUCCCCACCGCCGGGCGUCACCCUCGACAUGUUACAUGAAGUACCAGGAGACUUGAAAGAUCGUCGCACUCCACUUGGGGAAUUGAAUUGGAUAUUCACUGCAGUCACCGAUACGAUUGCAUGGACGUCCUUCCCUCGACCCAUUUUCAAGCGGCUCUUCCGCCAGGAUCUUCUCGUUGCCGCUCUCUUCCGUAACUUCCUACUUGCAGAACGUGUUAUGCGCAAUUACCAUUGUACUCCCCACACCAUUCCCGCACUUCCCUCCACCGCGACACACCCACUCUGGGCGGCUUGGGAUAGGUCACUCGAAGACAUCAUCAAGCAGCUGCCGGACUUGAUCAAGUCCGCGAACCCUCCCAAGCAGCCGACUCUCGAGAUUAUGGAAGGCAAGCCCUAUAUUCCUACCCCUUUCAAGUACGAGUACAAGCCCAGCUCGUUCUUCACGGACCACCUCACCGCUUUUGAGCAUUGGAUGUCUCAAGGAGGUGGGGCUUUGAUCAGAGUUGGCCCUUGGUCAAUGUCACCUCUCGAGGAUUCGGAUGAAGAGACACCCCAACCUACAGAGGAGAACCCACGCUCCGAGCUUGUGCCUCGCAAGCCACCUGCACAGCUCCCCAUUCUUCUGCAAGUCUUGCUCUCUCAAGCCCAUCGAAUGAGAGCACUCACUUUGCUCUGUCAAUUUGUGGACCUUGGCCCAUGGGCGGUAUAUCUGGUGUUGGAGAUUGGCAUUUAUCCCUACGUCCAAAAGCUGCUACUUUCCCCUCAAAGCGACUUGAAACCUCUCCUUAUUUUCAUCUGGUCGAGGCUCAUCGCCUUUGACAAGACCUGUCAGGUCGACUUGCUCCGAGACCUUCACUUCACCUACUUUGGCACGAUCCUCGACUAUUCAAACCCUGUCGGUCUCGCCAACACAUUUGAACAUCGGGCAAUGUGCGCGUUCAUCUUGGCCUCGCUAUGUCGUGACCACCCACAAGGACAAGCGGCAUGUUUGGCAUGGAACGACGGAGCCCUGAUCGACUUUUAUCGCUACCAUAUGACCAACUCUAGCGACUUUCUCCUCAAGCAGUGGUGCUGUUUAGCCAUGGCGCAAAUGUGGGAUGGGAAUGACGACGUAAAGGAGCGAGCUACCAUGCAAAACGUACCCAACUUCCUCUUGGGACUACUCCAAGAGGAUGUCUCGUGCGAGGUCCGUGCUUCGGCACUCUAUGCGCUUGCUAUCUAUUGCGGUGCAACUGGGUCCGCCAAUGAUGAGAUUAGUGGAGAAGAUGGAACAGGUCGAAUGACCCAGCUUACCGAGGACCAGCACCUAGAGCUCGAAUUCGGCACCGCAUAUGAUGCCAUCCGUAUCAUCAAGAGCGAUGCCAGCCCCAUUGUUCGUAAAGAGGCGGUGGUUCUCAUCAGUGCGCUAGCCAAUGAGUGGCGAGGUUACUUUAUCGUUGCGGCAUGGGUUCAUUGGGAAGAGGAGAAGGCCGCCAAAUCUGCUGAUGGCACGGCAUCCAAUAGCAUUGCCGACAAUGCUCUAGAAGAUUGGAUGCGUGGUCUACGCUGCCGAAGUGCAGAGGCCAAGAGGCAGCAUCGGAAGUUGCUCAACAAAGUCUUCUUCCUCUUGACUCAUCUCUAUGAUCUUGCGGUGGACCCACAUGUAGAGGUCGCAACACUAGCGAUGACCGUAGUGGAUUUCAUCACGGCCAUGUUACUCGAAUCUCCAUUUGCCCGGAUACAAGGAACGACAGUCCGAGCAUUGCCUAACCUUCCCUCAAACAGCAAGUCCCGUACAAGCGUCUCGUCGGCCGCUACCAGUGCAAUUAUAUCUAGACAAGGCUCCACGGCAAAUAUGGCGCCUCAAUCACCCAAUCCAGGACUCACCAGAACAGAUAGCACCACCCGAUCCACAUUCCCAGGUCUCAUGAGGACGAGUUCGAUUGCCUCUGCACUUGGUUCGCUUGCCGGACUUGCUCUUGGGACCCCUACCGCCGAAUACAGCGCCCCUCCGAGCCCCUCACUCAGUCAUAAGAGUGACCCCGACAGUCCGCCUGGACCCGCCGUCAAUAUUGCUCGGUAUAUUUCUCCGUAUCCUCAGCAGUCUGGCCCUACGUCCCCACUUUCACGAGUCGGCUCAUCCUCCUCAGUCUCGAGUCAGUUGAAUCAAGCAUACGGGAAUGGGCAAAGUGGAAGUCAGCAUGAGUCAUUCAUCGCCAGUCGCUAUAUGCCCUCGGACAUUGUCACUGCUCUUAUAGCUCGCGAUCUCAUACGAUUCUCUGGAAGACGACGGAGCUCGGAUAAUAAUCCGCCUGGCCAUAACUUAUGGCAGGACUUUAAUGUGGAUAAGGGAAGGUUGGAUGAACUAGGAGACAUAGGACUUGACGCUGGCGCAACUUUGGUCCAAACGUUGCCGCUGAAGAGCAAGCUAUACGACUGGUGCCUCGAAUAUUACAAGGAGCCGCAAAUGAGGCACCUUGACGAGGACGAACCUGGUAGCGUUCCAUACACCCGGCAACUGUGGAGAAGGGACCGUGACGAAGGAAUCCUUAGAUCGUCACGGAUUCAAGGUCAACAAGCGCCAAAACAUGCAUGGGGCCAUACACUAUCCUCGUGGAAGAUUCCGUUCUCCCCGUCACGAAUGACAUUUCACCACUUUGAUUCUCACGUCGCAAUUUCAAACGAAGGGACACAUAUUAGCCUUUACGACUGGCGGAGCGGAUCGAAGCUUAAUGGAUUUAACAAUGGCAAUCCCAAAGGAACCACCGUCACGUCGCUGCAUUUCGUUGACGAAGAGAUUGGUGGUGCACUCGUGGUCGGCUCUUCCGACGGUGUAGUCAAAAUCUACAACAACUAUGACCCGGCAUAUAGUGAUGGCCAACCUAUUCAACUCGUUUCUGGUUUUAGAGCCCUCCCUUCACUGAUCCCCGCUACUCGAGGCGUUGGGAUUGUCAGCGAAUGGAACCAGCCCUUGACAAGGUUGCUUUGUGGAGGAGAUUCAGAUCGUGUCUAUGACUGGGAUGCCAUUUCGGAGCGCUGUGUUACGAUGAUGCCGACAGAGGAGAAUUGUCCCGUCACUUCGAUCACUUCCAACCCUCACAGUCGUCGAUCCUUUGUCGUUGGAUUCGGGAACGGUGCUCUCAAAGUGUUUGACACACGAGCGCGCUCAGUACAAAUGACAUGCAUACAAACACGUCGAGAGCAUCGUGCUUAUAUUGUUAACCUACGAUACCAGACGGGAGCGAGCAAACAGCUUCUGUCAGCAAGCGUCGAUGGAAGCGUUCACCUUUGGGAUCUUCGAUUCGCAGAUGCUGUCGUUCAGUCGUGGGACAUUCACACACAAGGACUUGCUGCAUUCGACGUUCAUCCAAACAGCAAUGUAUUUGUAGCGACUUCAUCUCUUGGUCGUUCUUGGAGAAAUCAAGCCGUCUCGUUGUACGGUUUCACCUCUGCUCAAGAGCAACGAGCAAUGCAGGUUGAAGGCGUUUAUCAGGAUAGCUCCACAUCUAUCCUCAACACUACGUAUCCAACUGGAAUUACUGCACCUUCGCGAGCCCAUGUCGGUUCUGCAAACCCACAUGUCACUCAGAGCGUCGUUACCUUCCACCCGGCGGAGAUGUUCUUCGCACUAGGAACUGCCGAUGGCACAAUUCGUCUACAGGGCCCACACUUUGCCAACGAGGGAAGCUUUGUCGACACCGAGUCAAAUGGGCCCGUCACACCGCUCUCCAACGGUUAUCAGAAUGGGAGGACCUCGGCGUAUUUUGACCAUGGAGACGGUCGUAUUGACUUCCCUACCAUACGAUGA
Molecule: messenger RNA, 4665 nt
Organism: Serendipita indica DSM 11827
Lineage: Eukaryota; Fungi; Basidiomycota; Agaricomycetes; Sebacinales; Serendipitaceae
Source: the annotation of a GenBank genome assembly